This is a messenger RNA of Mesorhabditis spiculigera, 1683 nucleotides long. Lineage: Eukaryota; Metazoa; Nematoda; Chromadorea; Rhabditida; Rhabditidae. The record is from the annotation of a GenBank genome assembly.
AUGCCUGUCGGAGGGCGCCUUCCCGCUCGCCCUGCUGCGGUGCGCAACGGACAACCGCCACAGCCAGCCGCUCGCCCUGCACCGCGCCGACUGCUGGAACGUCGCCUAGCCGUCGGCUCCAUGGAGGCCGCUGAGCAGCAAGAUACGGAAAAGCAUGAAGGACUCGUUGGCGGGGCCAAGAUCAACAACAAGGAGCUCACCAAGACCGAGCCGGCAGCCCUUCCACCCACCGAGGAGGCGGCCGAGCUGCAGGACGUCGAAGGGAAUGAAGAGCGAGUUGGCGCCAAGGUCGACGACAAGAAGAAGCAGCUGCCGGACUUUUUCGUGCUCGGUAGCAAGGUGGACGGCCACGACCUGAUCAAUGCGCAUCAAGCCGACCCGCGCCUAUCCAAGCCGAGCUGCCCUAUGUGCGGAUGUGCCGAGGGCGAAGAUGGCCAAGGGGAUCGACUGCGCACGAAGAUUGGCGGCGUCAAGCACUGCAAGCAUUGCCUCCACAUCGUCGACGAAUACCAGCCCGACGCGAAGCAUUGCAUCCUCAGCCACACCUGCCGCUACGUGAAGGGGCUUCUGGAAAACGGCAUCCAGACAGAGUUGGUCGACUGCGGGUACAACGUUCGCAUCGCCUACAUCGGUCCUGUGCGGUGGGCUUCCGGUCGGUUCGCGGGCCUCAUCUUUGACGAAGCUGUUGGCCGACAUGCCGGAAAACUCAUUCCCGAUGCGGAGCCGCCGGUUCGCCCUGUGACGCUGCCUAACGACAACGACAACCAAGCCGACAUGCUUCCCCAACCACAUUUGGAGGCCGAGGAGCGGGUCAACCCCAUGGGCUCGCCGCUCAUUCGCCCUGAAGAGCCUCGGAUUCGUACACUGAAGUUGCCGGACGAGAACCCGCCGGACGAGAGUCUGCCGAAGGCAGCGAUCACCGAAGAACCCGAGGAGCGGCAGGAGGAGAGGGCCAACUUGAUGGGCUCGCCGGGCCACAUCGACUACGUGAAGGACGCCCAGCAGAAGCGCAAGAAAGAGAAAAAGAAGCCCAACAAGGAGGGCAGGGCUGUGACGAGGUACUCGGCAUGGUACGUUCCCGUGGAGCUGUGGCUCUUUGAGCUGCCGAUAAGCGUCACCGCACUGGCCAUGCCUGGAGUGAUCGUGCUCCGGAAGGGCCUCGGCGCCAUCGGGAAGCUGACCCAAUCGACGGCCGUCUUCUCGGGAUGUUCGGUCGCGGAUCAGCGAGGCCAAGAAUUGGUGGAGCUGAAAAUCCAUCUGCGCUCCCACAAACUUAUCGUCAUUGAUCGCGUGCAGGCGACCCUGCACGGUCUCCUCGUGCAGUUGGACGGCCUGGGCCUCGCAGCCGUCCAGCUCCGCAUCAUCAACAACAUCGGGCCGAACCAGGAGUGCAAACUCUGCGGCGCCUUGGAGACGUCCAGCGGCGUCUACAAAAUCGGAGGCGCGCUUCUGGACGUGCACUGCCCGAAAAACUCCACCGCCUUUUCCAGAACGUACACGGUCGGCAGCCGCAACUGCCACAGUUCCUACGUCUGCCGGUACGUGGCCGAGGAGGCCAUCAAUGGUCGGCAGACGCGCCUCGUGGACCGAGACUGCUGGUAUUGCCUGAUCAAGCGUGCGGCAGAGCUGAAGAUGGUUGACGUGCCAACUGAACUCGGGGCGAAGCUGGUCAUCCUCGGCUAC